AACGCUUUGUAAUACAAUGUUUUUAGAUUUUUUCACAAAUUAUUUAAGCCUCCUCAAAUACUGAGAAUUUGAACAUUUGCGUCACGGCGUUAACCUGUGGCGUGUUGUAGAAACCAGUAAAAUGACGUUCAAAUUAUUUUCGACUUUGACGGCAAUAUUUCUCUGCUUCCAAAGUGGAGAUAGUGCCAACUCAUGUCAACUAAAUUGGGGGACAAACUUAUUGCCUGCUUGGUUUCCACUAAUUUGGAACGACACUUCAAUUGUCUACCCGAAAUAUAAUGGAACCGAAUGGCUGAUUGAAAUGACUCCAAAAACGUCGUUGCAAUUUGGUUGCGGGGAAGCCACAAAUCUCCUCCAGAAUUUCCUCCUCCCUGAAACCCUACUCACUUGUGAUGGAUACGGGAAUUUGAAGGCAGGACUGGUGUCCCCCAACUUCACUUCGAUGGGAUGCCUAAACCAAGUUAAAGAGAAGGUCGUGCAUCUGCCUGCUUCCACUUGUUACAAUGGCUAUGAUAACAUUGACAUCACAUUUCUGUCUGCGACAAACAGCUUUCCACUUAUUAAUGUUUGCCACAAUACUGCAAAAGACGAAACGAUAUUUGCUCAGCACACGAUCCAUGGUGCAGCCCUUAACCCGUAUGAAGUGUCCAAUCGUCGCCCAAGUUUCAAGGAGGGUGGAUAUUACCCCACCUUUACGGCAGACGAUGCCUACAGUCAAAAGUCUCAGUUGGCCGUGGUCACUGAGCUGACAGGACCUUCCCGAGGUCCUGCUUAUAUCGAUGCAGCACGGUCAUUCUAUUUUGCUCGAGGUCAUUUAGCCCCUGAUGGAGAUUUCGUUCAUAUUUAUGAACAGAAUGCGACCUACUAUUUUGUCAAUGUCGUUCCACAGUGGCAAAUUAUUAACAAUGGAAAUUGGAAGGCGAUGGAAAUGGCAAUUCGGGAUUUGGCUACGGAAAGACAAAUUGAUUUAAAAGUAUGGACGGGUGGGUUAGGAACGCUGACCAUGCAGAACGAGAAUGGGACUGAUGUCGAAAUUUACUUGGCAAAGGAUGCUCUGAAAAAUCGGCGUCUUCCUGUUCCAAUGAUUUCAUGGAAAGUAAUUCACAACCCAGUAAGUAAAUCAGCGGCAGCUAUCUUCAUGGUGAACAACCCGCAUUUAGUUGACGUUCCUCAAAGUUUGAUAAAAUGUCCCGACAUUUGUCCUCAACUGCCGUGGGUGACUUGGCCAACAAAAACAAUCCAGAAGGGGUACACAUACUGCUGCGAUAUGAAGUUUGUUCAGACAAACGGAAUCCUUCCAAUGAUUUCAAAUCUUGGAGCGGAUGUACUGCUUCUUGUCUAAAUUUGCUAGCUUAUUUGAAGACUGGUGAAUAUUUGUAAUAAUUGGUGCUCCUUACAUGUUUAAUUUGCUAAACAUAUGGCAAUUAUGCAUAUAUGUUAAUGAGUUAAAUAUGUCGAAUCAAAUAAAUCAUUGGUAAAUUAAAA
This is a messenger RNA of Folsomia candida, 1485 nucleotides long. RefSeq lists its product as uncharacterized. The record is from RefSeq and is a predicted model, not a curated record. Gene Ontology annotation, biological process: apoptotic DNA fragmentation. Bases 122 to 1342 code for a protein of 406 amino acids. Gene Ontology annotation, cellular component: nucleus; mitochondrial inner membrane. Gene Ontology annotation, molecular function: single-stranded DNA endonuclease activity; nucleic acid binding; metal ion binding. Lineage: Eukaryota; Metazoa; Arthropoda; Collembola; Entomobryomorpha; Isotomidae. The transcript is spliced from 6 exons.